This is a messenger RNA of Anthostomella pinea, 690 nucleotides long. NCBI's taxonomy places the organism in Eukaryota, Fungi, Ascomycota, Sordariomycetes, Xylariales, Xylariaceae. The record is from the annotation of a GenBank genome assembly.
AUGGCUGGCGAAACACCAGAAAAGGGUGACAAAGUCUCCUGGAACUGGGGUGGUGGUGCGCCCGGCGGCACGGUAGCCGAGACGAAGACCGAGGGCGAAAUCGCCAUCAAGUCCAAAAAGGGCAACACCAUCAAGAAGAACGCCGACCCGGGCAAUCCCGCCGUGCACGUUGAGCGAUCCGGCAAUGAUGUGGUGAAGAGGGCUUCCGAGCUCAACGUUGAAGAGAAGGCGUCCGGCAACAAGGGCAAGAGUGGCAGUGGGCAGAACGGGAAACGCAAGGCAAAGAGCCAGGAUUCAGAGGAGGGAGGCGAGGACAAAGAGGCGGACGAACCUCAUACGACCAAUAAACAGGGGAAGGAGGUGAAGAAGGGCGGGAAGGCGGCUAAUAAGAAGCAGAAGAAGCAGGAGGAGGAAGACGAUACUGAAGAUCCGGAGAACCAGGAAGAGGAGGAAGAUGACGAGGACGAGGAGCAGGAAGAUGAGGAGGAUGACGAGGACGAGGAGGUGACGGAAGAGAAGCCCAAGCGAGGCAACAAGAAUACUGGUGAGAAGUCUGAACCGAACGGGUCCGAGAAAGAAGGCAAGAAGUCGAAACAGAAGUUAGCCGGCAGGCCAAAGAAGAGUGCGGCACAGCGUAAGGAUGGGGACCUCGUUAGUACGCGGACACGGAGCCAGAAUAAGAAAACGUGA